AUGUGGAUGAUACUCUUGUGGGCUCUCGUCCUCGCGACGGACGCUCAUAGAACGCCGGCUCAAAAAACACGGGAUCACCACUUGAACGAGGAGAUCCUCGUUAAAGCCGAACGAGGGGGUUCGGUGCGUCUUCCAUGCGACAUCGAAUCCUACUUAGAUGAUGAGCCCAUAAAGAUCCAGUGGUUCAAGGACAAUACAUCGUCGCCAUUCUACAUCUUGGAGGAUACCCGCAGACGCGGCAUUUGGAAUGCCAAUCACGACAUCAGCGUAGAAUGGGCCGGCAGAGCCUUCUUUUCCGCUUUGAGUAGUCCAUCGAGCUUGGAAGUUUCGAAAGUCCAAACCGCGGAUGCCGGAAAAUACGCGUGUAGAGUUUUGUUCCACGGAGGCGAGCUCAGGACGCAAAAUAUCACGCUAAUCGUCGGAGUGUCACCGAGCAAGCCGCAAAUCACCGAUGGCGACGGGACGCUUCUUCGAGGCACGGUUGGACCGUUCUACGUCGGACACAGCCUCCGACUCAAUUGUAUCGUCGAAAGAGGCGAUCCUAUGCCUACAGUUGUAUGGCGACGGAAUGGCAUCGAGGUCAAACAUGGUGGACGAUAUACAUUGUACGCGAAGAAAAGGCUGGAGGGAGUACACCUCGUCCUCGACAUCGGAAGACUGGUCCGGGACGAGCUCAAAGCAUCGUUCACGUGUGAAGCAACAAAUAGGAUCGUUGAGAAAUCGCUCAGUACAACAGUGACCGUGGACCUCAUACUUCCGCCCCUCUCGGUCGAAAUUGAGCAGGGGGGUUCCCGAUACGACGCCGGCACCUCGGCGGAGUUUCGCUGCCGAGUGAGUGGAUCCAGACCGUUUCCAGUUGUUACCUGGAUCCUCGCAACUCGCAAAAUAGAAUCAUUCUUCAAUGACAUCAGCAACGAAGACGACGGAAACACGACUGUGUCAACACUCUUGCUAACGAUGAGCCCUCAGGAGAACGGACAAAAACUAAUCUGCCGGGUUAGCAAUCACCAGCUUCCAGGAAGUACCUGGGACGAUUCCGUGGUACUGAACGUUCUGCAUCGGCCCAUCGUGCAUCUGCAGCUGGGUGAAGGUCUUCAGCUGCAGCGGCUCCAAGAAGGGAGUGAUGUUUACUUCGAGUGCUCGGUGGCCGCAAAUCCUCCUCUGAGUCAGAUCCAAUGGACACUCGACGACCGGGAGUUGCCACACGACAAAGACAUUAUUGUUCAGGGAACGUAUUUGGCUCUGCGAAAUGUUUCAGCCGCUAAGCUCAACGGUCGCCUGAAUUGUGAUGUCACGAAUCCAGUCGGAAGCGUCAGGAGCAACGAUGUCGAGCUGCGGAUCCACUAUCCUCCGCGGUGUCGACCAGAAGUCGAGAGGUUUCAUCGUUUCGCUUCCAUAAAAUCACCCGUCGUAAUCCGCUGCCAAAUGGACGCGGAUCCGCGCGACAAGCUCACCUUCGUGUGGCUACUCAAGAACUCUACCUCCGGGGGACGCCGUUACUUGAAAGACCACAAACUCAUGAAUGACUCUACUUCUGUUCUCUUCUACACUCCAUCAUCGAUGUCUGAAGUUGCAUCCAUUGAGUGCUCGGGGAAUAACUCGCUGAACAAAACAAAUCGAGCGCAACCUUGCGUCUUUCAUGUGGAACCCUACGGAGCGCCGCCGGUCCUGGGAGAUUGUCAGGUUGUAAACCAGGCUCAAAGUUGGUUCUUUCUCGAGUGCGACACCUCAUCACGGGAGCACCUCUCGGAAUCUUAUCAGCUCGAGGUUCGACACGCGGAUACCAAUGUUCUUCUAGCCAACCUGACGUCGCAGAACGACGCGGUUUUCCAAGUGCGAGGUAUUCCCGACUCGACCGAGUGCAUCGCUCUGGUGUUUGCCUUCAACGAAAAAGGUCGAUCCGAACCGACCCGGGUCAUGAUCCAGGCCAUCUCGCCUCCAUCGAAACUCUUGACCAACAGUGUCGUGGAAACGUCCGUCACUGCAGGUGGCAUCGUGAUCAUUGCUCUCAUUGUGCUGAUAUCUGCUGCUGCCAGUUAACAAAAACUUCGGCGCCGUAGGGCGCCACCCCCCGCUCCGCCACCGGACGUUGCCGAUGUAGCGAUCGGUCCAGAGUUGAAAACGAAGAGACGUUCUUCCGGGAAGCGUUUCAGACUAUUUCGCAGCGCCAGUGCCUUAUUCAGAAGCCACAAACCACGGACUGUCACGGUUCUCCAGGAUAUUACAGAAGACCAGAAAUUAUGAAGACUGAUUCAAAGCCGUGAGACUCGCCAGAGUUGUUGACCUUGUUGCCAAAACGCCUCCUGCAGAGAGAGCUGAUGGAACGGUUCCGAACGACUCCUAUUAGUUUUUUGUGGAGUUGAUCGGUGUCUGUCCGCUCGGUCCCUGCUUAUCUCCGAUCGAUCCU
Galendromus occidentalis (western predatory mite) is the source of this 2407-nucleotide messenger RNA. Its product is annotated as hemicentin-1. Bases 1 to 2040 code for a protein of 679 amino acids. The record is from RefSeq and is a predicted model, not a curated record. NCBI's taxonomy places the organism in Eukaryota, Metazoa, Arthropoda, Arachnida, Mesostigmata, Phytoseiidae. The transcript has 15 exons.